GUCUUUGAAAUUAUAAAGAAAGAAACGACCUACUAGUAUGCUAUAGUCGUUGUACUCCCAUCCCAUGACGGACACCCUCAAAACUCGUGGCUCGAUCAGUUCUAGUCUUCGUCUUGACACAGCAUCCUCGCAUAGAGCGAGAAUUAAAGGAGGUAGCUAGAGGGACCGAGGGACGGAAGGAGCUCGAUGUCAAGUUUUGGGAAGAAGGUGGUUGAGAGUUGGAACGAUUGGCAACUCAUCGUGCUGGUGCUGAUCAGCCUGUUGAUGCAGCUUCUACUCCUCUUCACCGCCGGCUUUCGGAAGCGAACGCGGCCCCGCAAGUUGAGCAAGAUUUACUUCUGGGUUCUUCACGUUGGAUCAAGGUACAUAGCCACUUAUCCCCUUGGAAUCCUCUCCCGCGCUUCGGCAAAGGACCCCAACGCCGAUAUCCAAGCCUUCUGGGCGUCGCUCCUCCUGUUUCACCUGGGCGGCCCGGACGACUUCACCGCUCUGUCUUUGGAGGACAACUUGAUCUGGAAUCGGCAGUGCUUUGAGCUGACCGUGCAAGCAUUGCUUACUGCAUAUGUGUUCUCUCGUUACUGUGUGGACAAGGACUUCAAGUGCUUCAUAAUACCAUUUGUGCUCAUCUCCUUGGCCGGAUUGCUCAAGUGCCUAGAGCAAGUCUUUGCUCUGAGGCAGGCCACAAUGAAAGCGCUCAUAAAGUCAGUUCUCGGGACCCCCGAUGCUGGCCCGGACUACGCUGACACCAUGGACCGCGUGAAUUCGAUGCUGAGAUCCGGUGUACUGCCGUCCAUAAACAUCAACGACAAACGUCGUCUUGGCCGGCCAAACUCAGAUGCUCGGGAGGCCGGUGAUACGAGGGCGGAGCAGACCGUAGAGCAGCAGCAGCAAAUAGCCUUGAAUAAGAUCCUCUCAGCACACAGUCUGUUCUCGAGAUUUAAGGUGCUGUUCGCCGACGGUAUAUUUAGCUUCGAGGACCGGCAGGAGAGCCAAGCUCUGUUCUUAGGUAAGGAUGCCAAGUGGGCUUUCAAAGUCAUCGAGAUCGAGCUCAGCUUCGUGUAUGAUCGGCUCUACACAAAGGCUUCGGUCUCUCGCACAACGCCUGCUGGAAUGACCAUUGUCCGGGUCCCUAGCCUGCUGCUUACCCUUGCAGGCAGUGUCUACACAUUUUUGAAGACGAUUCAUGCAUCCCAGUAUUCGAAGCGGCAUAGAUGCGUCACGUACACGCUGCUCGCAGGGGCUGUGCUUACAGAAGCUAUCAUACUUGCACGUUAUAUUUACUCUGCGUGGACUUUGGUGGGCCGCAGUGAUCACUGGCUCAAACGUAGGUCUGUUGAUCUUGUCAAUCGCAGCAGAUGGUCAGGAUACAUGGCGCAGUCCAAUUUGAUCACAUUUUGCCUGCAAAAGCUGCCCACGGAUUCUCAACUGGAGGACUUCUUGGUUUCGUUUUCUCGUGGAAGACCCAGUGGACAACUCGACAUUCCCGGAGCGGUCAUUGCUCGAAACUUGGGGUUACACAUUACUGCAAAGGCUUUAUCGCUCCUUCGUUUUCGGCUGGCCGAAGCGGCACCCCAGCUAGCCGGUGAAACACUAGGUGCAGCUGCACGGCAGUACUUACAAAGGCGCUCCAUGCUGGAGCAACUGAAAUCCAAGAGCUUCUGGGACAAGUACAAGAAAAGAAGAUAUGUUCCAGUACAAGACAAACUCACGGACUUCAUCUUCGACCAAGUGAAGAAGAAAGAGGCCACUUUCAAUCAACGGAAGGAAGAUAACCGGGCAACACGAAAACCUGACAGCCAUAAACCCAUGACCGAUUCUAGGGGUGACUCGGUGAUCAAGGAGGAAAAAGUCGUUGAUAGUCUGGGGUGGAGUCUCCAUGGAAAAGAUUUUGACGAGAGCCUGCUCUUGUGGCACAUUGCCACUGACUUGUGUUACCGCGAAGAAGUGAAUCAGAGGAAUAGUAGCACCGAUCAACAAGCCGCCGGCCUACAAGUCAAUACAGGGAAUAGCAGAAUCGGUCAGCAAGUCGAGAAACAUAGGGAAAUUGGAGUGGAGAUAUCCAAUUAUCUGCUCUACAUUAUGGUAGUGCACCCACUGAUGCUCUCCUCGUCCACGACCAUGGCCAUAAAGAGGUGCAGGGACACCUGCGCCGAAGCAAGGAGACACUUUCUGAAAGAGCAUAUCCAGACUAACUUCUCCAGCGAUAAGAGCAAAAUUAUCAGUGAAGAGAACGCCCACGAAACCCUGCUCAAUGUAGAUACGCCGCUGCGGGCAUCGGUGGUGAAAGGGGACAAGAGCAAAUCGGUGCUGUGGGACGGGUGCUUCCUCGCCAAGAAGCUGAAUGAGAUAAAGGAUAGGCGUAAGAAAUGGCACGUCAUAUCCAGGGUAUGGGUGGAGAUGUUGUGCUACGCGGCAGUGCAGUGCGGAGGAUACCAGCACGCGGAGCGGCUCAAGGAGGGCGGGGAGCUCAUCACCUUUGUUUGCCUCCUCAUGACUCACCUUGGCAUGGGAAAACAUUACAGGACUGAAGUCGGGGAUGCGUACGCGCACCUGUCUCCAUUUACUGCACCCCGACAUCCUCCUGCCCAAGCUGAUCGUCCAGGAGUCCAGCAGGACGCAACGAUCUCAACUGACGAAGCCUCCACGUCAGGCCACGGGCACGGUCACCUGUAAUUUGUGACUACUGUUUACUAGUACCCUACCCCCUUUCAUGUACUACGUGCUAUGCACAUCGUUUCUGUCGAUUGCUCGACCUUCUUUGAUGUAACUGUUUUCUGUAAACCCGUCUGUUAGUUGUCUUCGAAGCCAUAUUUCUAUCAGAUUGCUACAUUACUCCUAGCCCUUGGGGUUUACCCGUCUUCUUGUAUGGUGUUCAGGAAUAAGAAUUUUUUAGAAACAUGAUUCAAUUCAAUUCAGUACUCUACGUGUAUUGUA
Messenger RNA from Brachypodium distachyon (stiff brome), 2934 nucleotides. RefSeq lists its product as uncharacterized. The coding region runs from base 187 to 2673 and encodes 828 amino acids. The transcript is spliced from 2 exons. Lineage: Eukaryota; Viridiplantae; Streptophyta; Magnoliopsida; Poales; Poaceae. The record is from RefSeq and is a predicted model, not a curated record.